Dromiciops gliroides (monito del monte) is the source of this 2468-nucleotide messenger RNA. It is a transcript of the gene SIRAL2, whose product is annotated as family with sequence similarity 118 member A. The record is from RefSeq and is a predicted model, not a curated record. The transcript is spliced from 9 exons. Lineage: Eukaryota; Metazoa; Chordata; Mammalia; Microbiotheria; Microbiotheriidae. Bases 145 to 1218 code for a protein of 357 amino acids.
CCGGAGGCGGCGGAUGCGCGGCCUGGCGCGCAGACCGCGGGAGGAUCAGGAGGAGGAGUAGCUGCCCCCGCCCCCGCCGCCGCCCCCGGUGCUGAGGGGGCCGCGUCCGGGGCCCCGUGGCUGCCCCCCCCAACGGGUUUACACAUGGAUUCAGCAGAAAAGACAACAAAUAGAAGUGAACAAAAAUCCAGGAAGUUUUUAAAAAGUCUAAUAAGGAAGCAGCCCCAAGACCUCUUGCUGGUCAUUGGGACAGGCGUCAGUGCCGCUGUGGCCCCUGGCAUCCGUGCCCUCUGCUCCUGGAGGAGCUGCAUUGAAGCUGUCCUUGAAGCGGCCGAGCAGCUGGAGGUCCUGCACCCAGGAGAUGUUGCGGAAUUCCGGAAGAAAGUGAUGAAGGACCGAGACCUCCUUGUGGUUGCUCACGACCUGAUCCGAAAGAUGUCACCGCGCACAGGGGACACCAAACCCAACUUCUUCCAGGACUGCCUCAUGGAGGUCUUUGACAAUCUGGAGCAGCACAUCCAGAACCCCACAGUGCUGCAGUCGAUACUAAGCCUGAUGGAGCAGGGAACCAUGGUCCUCACCACCAACUACGACAACCUGCUGGAGAUCUUUGGCCAGCAGCAGAACAAGCCGAUGGAGUCCUUAGAUUUGAAGGACAAAACCAAGGUUCUGCAGUGGGCCAGAGGGCACAUAAAGUAUGGAGUUCUUCAUAUUCACGGCUUAUACACAGACCCCUGUGGGAUGGUUUUGGAUCCUUCCGGAUAUAAAGAUGUAACCCAGGAUCCAGAAGUAAUGGAAGUUCUGCAGAACCUGUACCGGACCAAGUCCUUUCUGUUUGUGGGCUGUGGCGAGACGUUGAGAGACCAGAUAUUCCAAGCCCUUUUCCUGUACUCUGUGCAGGACAAGGUAGAUUUAGAGCACUUCAUGGUGGUGCUCAAGGAGAAUGAAGACCAUUUCUUCAAGCACCAGGCUGACAUGCUUCUGCAUGGCAUUAAAGUGGUCUCUUAUGGGGAUUGCUUUGACUACUUCCCUGCAUAUGUGCAAGACCUUGCUGCUCAGAUCUGCAAACAGCGAAGUCCAGAUGCUGAUCGAGUGGACAGUACAACACCAUUAGGGAAUGCCUGUCAGGACUGUGCCAAGAGGAAGCUCGGAGAGUACAGCAUCGAGGUUCCCAAACGAACCAGACAGUCGGACCCAGAUGACUCUGGAGGGUCCUGAGAUCCCAGAGCCCCUGAGACCUGCGCCUGGAGACCCGAGGGUUGCCCCAGGAGAGCGCGGAGGGGCGGGGUGUGCGGGGGGGCUGGGCCCGUUGCAGCAGCCUCUGGGUGCCCAGAGCCACUAGGGAUUGACAUUUUUAUGUUUCAGGUGUACUGGGAAAGGACUGAUGGACAUCUACCUCAGGGAUAAAGUCCAAUGAUGGCCCCCCUGUUUGUGAAGACCCUUUUUAAAAGGGGGGUGGUGGAAAAACUGCCCCUCCCACACCCCCUGGGUGCCCAGGAAGGAGGACACUAGGGGCUCUCACUUUGGGGGUGGCUCCUGUGGCACAGACACGGUAGAGAGCAGUUUAUUUUGUGAACUAGAAAGAGGGGGGCUUCAGGGGCUGUGGGCAAGGCAGGAAGGAAGGGGCUUCCUUGGCAGUAGGCAGUAUGGCUCUCAGGGGACCCUCGAGGAAGUCACACUCCUUGGCACCCCAAGGCUUGGCACAGAUGGCUUUCUCUCCAGGAUGGUCACAGUGCUGAGUUGGGGCCCGUGGGGCCUGGGGUCAAGUGGGGCAGGCAGAACUUUGCCAAGGGCUUGUGCCACUCUAAACUGGGCAGGCCUCGAUGGGUGUCAGGAGGCGCGUGGCCUGGGGCUAGGAGGCAGGCUGGAGGCCAUCCAUGCCAGCCCCCUCGCUCCCCCUCCCUGGGAGAUACAAUGAACCAAGGGACGUCUGGCCAAGGAGCCCCAAGGGAAGCUGGGAAAUCGAGUCCAGUUCUUUCUUCUUUGGAAGCGUGGUUCCCUGUCAUGUCUCUUGGUCAGUAGAAUAAAGCCUAAAUGAGCUUGGUGCUGCGGGCAGCGCUGCUUCUCUCGCCUGGACCCAUGUAGUGAGGGCCACCGCAUGAUCUGAGGCAGGUAUCUUCUGUUGGGGGAGACCCCCCUUGGGCAGAGCUGUGGAGAGGAGCAGAUGGCAUCAUCCAUCGGCCUUGGGGAGGGGUAGGGGUGAUUGCACUGUUCUUGGCCACACCGAGGGCCCUGGGGCACACCAGCCCAGGGUUGAGGGCCUGUGCCCCACCAUGGCAAGGGGGUGCGACCGCUGAAAAAUUCACUUCCAGCCCAGUGCCCUUUAAACUGCUUAGGCCCUUAUUAGUCCAGACUGGCUGGGAGAGAUGUCCUUUGGAGCUGGGCUCAGAAAUGGCUUUUGACAGAAUGGGGGAGAGGAUGGAUGCUGGAUUGAUGAUACUGAUUAUUAAAUAAUUGAACAGAAAAUG